This is a messenger RNA of Amblyraja radiata (thorny skate), 420 nucleotides long. Its product is annotated as mucin-7-like. The coding region runs from base 1 to 420 and encodes 139 amino acids. The record is from RefSeq and is a predicted model, not a curated record. The transcript is spliced from 4 exons. NCBI's taxonomy places the organism in Eukaryota, Metazoa, Chordata, Chondrichthyes, Rajiformes, Rajidae.
AUGUCGACAGUGGAACAGACCCAGGGAUCAUCGACUGGAGAAUCCGUCCAGGAUUCGACUUCUGUCCCAGUGGGAGACACAUCCUCAGAUCCCCAGAUGUCCACAGUGGAACAGACCCAGGGAUCAUCGACUGGAGAAUCCGUCCAGGAUUCGACUUCUGUCCCAGUGGGAGACACAUCCUCAGAUCCAGCCUCCGUACCAACUGAGGAAGCCCAGAAAACAGCCGAACCCCAGGAAACAACAGCUGAACCCCGGGAGAAUGUGUCCACCGUCCCAGAACCAGAUACAAACUCAGAUCCACCGUUGGACACAACUCUGGAACCCCAGGGAGCAGGGACUGCAGACCCUGGUCCGGGUUUAACUCGUGACCCAGCAGGGUCUGCAAGCUCAGGUAUCAGUGGUGGGGAGCAUGGAACAUAG